CUUUCGCUCGAUUGUCGAAGUCAAUAUAUCACAAGCUCUCAAUAAUUUUUUCAACUUCAAUUUAACAUGCAGCAGGAAGAAAACAACGGUUUUGGACCGUUUUACAAACAAAGAGGAUCAGGGGCGAUAUGGGUCGCGAUUGCAAUCCUUGUGGCCUUUGUUGUAGCGAUGUUCCUAGCAGAAAGGUCUCUCGAGCGCGAUGUUUUGUUAUUCUACGUCUUUGCCUUUAGCAUUUCUCUACUUGCUUUCAUGGUCGGAGAAAUGGCUCGAAGGCUUUGCUUGUUUGGGGAAGAAGCUCUCCAUUGUCGCUCACGCUACGAAGGAAGCAUGAAGAAGGCUUUGAAGGCGGCGUUUGACUUCCAGAACAGUGAACUCAUUGCUCUAAUCGCAAUUAUACUCGGCUUAGGAACCUAUGCUUCCUUCUACGAUAUGUGGUAUUCAUACAAGACCGAGUUUACGCGAUUAUUCUUCUUGAACGCCAUUUUUAUUCCCUUAUUUGUGUUCUUGUUCGGUUUACGUAAGCUUUCACGCUUGGAAUAUUCUCAAAUCAACGAAAAAGAAAACAAAAAUCUGGCCGAUGGUUUAGCUUGGGGUUAUUACUUUGGAUAYCUGAAGUUUGUUUUGCCUGCAUUGGAGAACCAAAUACGUUUKUCGGCUGCAAAGUACGUUAACAAAAUCCAUGUCCAUAAAGUGUUUAUUAUCAUUCCUAAAAACUGUCUUGUUUUUGACCUCAUUUCAAGCAAGCAGUCAGACCCGAAGGGUCUUGUCAACGUUUAUGGAAAUCUUGUGCCCCUCGAGAAAAACCGUGGAGGCAUCGAAAACCGCACGUACAAACAUACAGUAUAUAGCAUUAAAGACGAAGACACUGGCAAGACUUACUAUUGUAUCAUGGAAUACGCCACACCCUUGAUGAGUCUAUUUGACAUGUCAAACGAUCCCAAUGCUGGACUGUCCAGGGAGGAGAGAGACAACCAAGUGAAUCUCUUCGUUGCAAAGCUGAGGGAAAUCCUCGACAAUGAUCCAGACUGUAAAGACAAGUACAARCUUGUUACGUUUGGUGGAGGAGACCAAGACAUCGGCAAGAUUAUGAUAAGAGCCAUGAAAGACUGCAGUCUGGAGUUUGGCUACAAUGCGGGCUCUUUUAGAACAUGCGAAACUUGAAUGUCAAAAUAUCGAUUGAGUUAUAACAUGGAUAAUAAAAGCACAAAUUUGUAAACGUUAAUUUACAUAUGCUGUCUCAGAUAAAUUUUCGUUUUGAUUUAAUUUCGGCGCGAAAAAGGGAUUUUUUUGAAUCGUUUUGGGCUCACUGUUAAGAGAAUCUCGAGCGGAGUCUCCUCCCUUGUCACUAUAUAUAUACAGGGAAGGGAAUUUUUUUAAAACCCAUUUAUAAUGCAUUGUGACACUGAAUAAAAUAAAAGUAGACUAUUUUUUAAGUAAAAUUUUAUUUUUAACUAUUA
Molecule: messenger RNA, 1457 nt
Organism: Exaiptasia diaphana
Lineage: Eukaryota; Metazoa; Cnidaria; Anthozoa; Actiniaria; Aiptasiidae
Product: stimulator of interferon genes protein
Exons: 2
Coding region: 67-1161 (364 amino acids)
Biological process (GO): positive regulation of type I interferon production; activation of innate immune response; autophagosome assembly
Cellular component (GO): endoplasmic reticulum membrane; autophagosome
Molecular function (GO): cyclic-di-GMP binding; 2',3'-cyclic GMP-AMP binding
Source: RefSeq, a predicted model, not a curated record